AUGAAAUCUUCCAAGGGCACUCUUGACUGGAUGGAGGAAAUACUGGACAAGGUCUUAGCUACAACAGAUUGGUGUGGUUUGUUACCGGAUGCGUGCGUCUCCAACAUGUUAACCCGUUCUUCUGAUCAUUCGGCUCUCUUUUUGGGAGUCAAGGGGGGCGGGCAAGCUGCUGGUGGGCUCCGCAGAUCCUUCAGGUUCAAGAUGGCUUGGGUUUAUGAUGAAAGCUGUAGGAAACAUGUGGAGGAUGCUUGGCAGGAAGGCAGACAGGCUAGACUACUUGGCUGCUUUCAGUUCUGUGGCGAUAAGUUGCUCCGCUGGGGUGGGGAUCACUUCCAUAAGUUUGGUGCGAAGAUCAGGAAGCUUCGACAAGAUCAGUUGUUGUUGAAAGGCCUGCUGGAUCCUCACUCCUUAGGGGAAUACCAACGUCUUGAGUCUGAGUUGUGUCAAUUGGAGGCACAGGAGGAUGCGUACUGGAGGCAAUGGGCGAAGCAGCACUGGUUGAGAGGAGCAGAUGCCAAUACUAAGUUCUUUCACAGGUAUGCCUCUGCUCGUAAGAAGAAGAAUUCUAUCUCUAGGUUAAAAAAUGAGUCUAAUGUGUGGGUAGAAGGGGAGGGCUUGAAUGCUGUUGUGCUUGACUAUUUUCGUGAUAUUCUUGCAUCAAAUAUUUCUACCUCCUCUAUGGAUUCUUUUGUUGCAUCUAUUGUACCCCGUGUCUCCCCGGAACAGAAUGCUACACCUCUCAGGCCCUUCGAGGCGCAGGAGGUUAAGAUUGUUCUUUUCUCUAUGUUUUACCAACACUUUUGGGAUGUGGUGGGCGGUGAUGUCUCUGAUUUUGUGCUAAAAUGUCUGAAUGACUGCUCCUUUCUGGUUGGGCUUAAUGACACGAAUGUGGUUCUCAUUCCCAAGAAGGACUGUCUGGAGAAGGUGUUUGAUCUUCGGCCUAUAGCCCUAUGUAAUGUGGUUUAUAAGAUCAUGGCCAAGAUGGUGGCAAAUAGGAUGAAGCCUUUAUUGGGAGAGGUGAUUUCUGAUUCUCAGAGUGUUUUCAUUCUUAACAGGCUCAUUACGGACAAUAUUCUCAUUGUUGUUGAGGUAGGUCAUUAUCUCAACAGAACGCAGUGUGGGAUGGUUGGGUGGGGUGCUCUCAAGUUGGAUAUGGCUAAGGCCUAUGAUCGUGUGGAGUGGCCCUUUCUGCGUAGUAUGUUGUUGGCUCUGGGCUUUUCUGUUGAAUGGGUAGAUUUGGUUAUGCUUUGUGUAACCACGAUCUCCUACAAUUUUCUGGUCAAUGGAAGGAAUGCUGGGCGGGUUGUCCCAACUAGAAAUGAUAGCCUCCUGUUUUUCAAGGUAACUCCUCAAGAAACAGGAGCUGUCAAGCAGUGUCUUGUUGAGUACGAACAAAUGUCUGGGCAGGUGGUGAACUUCCACAAGUCUAGUGUAUGUUUUAGCAGGAACACGCCUGGGGAGGUAAGGGAUGAAGUAGCGUCUAUGUUGGGGAUUGUGCAAGCUCCCAACCUUAGUAAGUACUUGGGUUUCCCUUCUUUCAUUGGGAGGGAGAAAAGGGCAGUAUUUUUGUAUAUUGAGGAUAAGAUCAAGCACAGGAUAGGGUCCUGGAUCUGUUUAUCAAUUGAAAGAGUUAUGAACCGGUAUUGGUGGGGUCCUGGAAAUCAAAGGAGUAUACAUUGGAAGGCCUGGGAUCGCUUGUGUGUUCCCAAGAGAUAUGGUGGCUUGGGGUUUAAGGAUUUGAGGGCUUUUAAUCUUGCAAUGUUAAGCAAACAAGCCUGGCGGUUUCUUACGAGACCCCACUCCCUUGUUGCACGGAUUUAUAAGGCUAGGUAUUUCCCCAAAUCCUCUUUUAUUGAUGCUACUUUAGGGAAUUGCCCAAGUUUCUGCUGGAGAAGUAUUAUGUCUGCCCAUGAGCUAAUUUGCAGUGGUGUUAGGAGAAGAGUGGGGGAUGGAAAAUCAACGUUAAUUUGGGGGCAUCCGUGGCUCCCUGAUGAGAAUAAUCCUAUGAUACAGAUUGUUAUGCCCCAAGCGCUCAAUGGUUCUUUGGUUUUGGGUCUAAUUGAUCCGGUUAAUGACACAUGGGAUCAAUCUAUCCUACGAGACAUCUUUAGCCCUGUGGAUGUGGAGCGUAUCUUGAAAGUUCCAGUCAGUCCUCUCUAUGAAGAUUCUUGGUUUUGGCUGGGGGACCCAGGGGGCUGCUACACGGUGAAACAAGGGUAUAGACGCAUUAUUGGAGAUUUUCGGUAUCGUAUCAGCUCUGGAAGUCACGCAAUAUGGCUGUCUGGGACGGUUUUCUGCCGCAAUCGAGGGCAGUUUGGCGGGCGGGCUGCCCAGGCAGCUUCAGCAGCUUGGCAUCAGUCUCGGAAGGCUACGGUAGGGGCAGUCUUGCUUGCACAAGGUGGAGGUUUUGUAGCAGCGUUCAAUGGUCAUCUCUCGGCUUGUCACUCGCCCCUCAUGGCGGAAUCGUUAGCUUGCAAAGAAGUUCUAUCAUGGCUCAAGGGACAGGGCAUAGCUUCGGUGCAUGUUCACACGGACUUUAGUUUUGUUCCUAGAACUGCUAAUCGAGCAGCCCACGCCCUUGCUGCGUUGGCUUUCUCGCAAGAUGUUUCGAUGUACUUGGAUUCACUCCCCCCGACUCUAUUUCCGAGUUGA
Messenger RNA from Ipomoea triloba (trilobed morning glory), 2652 nucleotides. RefSeq lists its product as uncharacterized. Bases 1 to 2652 code for a protein of 883 amino acids. The transcript has 7 exons. The record is from RefSeq and is a predicted model, not a curated record. NCBI's taxonomy places the organism in Eukaryota, Viridiplantae, Streptophyta, Magnoliopsida, Solanales, Convolvulaceae.